Messenger RNA from Rosa chinensis, 1785 nucleotides. Its product is annotated as probable sugar phosphate/phosphate translocator At1g12500. Gene Ontology annotation, cellular component: Golgi apparatus. Gene Ontology annotation, molecular function: antiporter activity. The record is from RefSeq and is a predicted model, not a curated record. NCBI's taxonomy places the organism in Eukaryota, Viridiplantae, Streptophyta, Magnoliopsida, Rosales, Rosaceae.
GUGAACUUGUGACUGUCUCAAGAUUAAGUUCCCCCUCGUAAAACAGUAAAAAAACCGCGUCGCCAGCUAAACAGUUAUGGGGAGAAAACCACAGUACACCAACGAGAAAAGAACACCGACACUCCAACUCACCCUCCUCACCAAUAAAAGCACGCUUCCCAAUGACUCCAUUAAUCCGCAAUCUUUAUUCCCCUCCAUUCUCCAUCCGACGGCUCCGCCCAUUCCUCCUCCCCCAAAUCUCAAUCUCCUCCGUCCGAUCAGAUCCACUCUUUCAUUAUCCCCCAGUCGUCCUCGUCAUCCACUCAGAUCUGAGACCGAGGCCUCACACUGCUCGGGGGGGGAGGUUUCCAUAGCAAUAUUCCCGUUCUGCCCCUGAAAUGGUGGAAGCGCAGACAUGGACGACGCGUCGUAUGAGCAACCCCCGGCUGGACAGCACCACCACCUCCUCCUCCCCCGACCUCGCCGUCGACAUCCCCGCGACUCCCCCAGGCGACGUCCGCAACGGCACUAGCUACAACAACUACGGAUCGUUCCUCUCCCCGACUCUAUCCACGGCGGCCAUCAUCGCCUCCUGGUACUUGUCCAACAUCGGAGUCCUCCUCCUGAACAAGUACCUCCUCAGCUACUACGGCUACCGCUACCCUAUCUUCCUCACAAUGCUCCACAUGAUCUCGUGCGCCGUCUACAGCUACGUGGCCAUCCACUUCCUCGAGCUCGUGCCACGCCAGCACAUCGUCUCCCGCCGCCAGUUCUUCAAGAUCCUCGCCCUCAGCGCCAUCUUCUGCUUCUCCGUCGUCUGCGGCAACACCUCCCUCCGCUACCUCCCGGUCUCGUUCAACCAGGCCAUCGGCGCCACCACGCCGUUCUUCACUGCGAUUUUCGCUUGCAUAAUCACCUGUAAGAAGGAAUCCGCCGAAGUUUACGGCGCCCUACUCCCCGUAGUGUUCGGAAUCGUCCUGGCCAGCAACAGCGAGCCGCUGUUCCAUCUUUUCGGGUUUCUGGUCUGCGUCGGGUCGACGGCCGGCCGGGCGUUGAAGUCCGUGGUGCAGGGGAUUUUGCUGACCAACGACUCCGAGAAGCUCCACUCGAUGAACUUGCUGCUCUACAUGGCGCCGAUGGCGGCCUGCAUUUUGCUGCCGUUUACUCUCUACAUCGAGGGCAACGUGGCGGCGAAGACGAUAGAGAAGGCGAGGGACCCGUACAUUGUGUUCUUGUUGCUCGGGAACGCCACCGUGGCCUACCUGGUCAACUUGACCAAUUUCUUGGUGACCAAGCACACAAGCGCGUUGACGCUGCAGGUGCUUGGAAAUGCCAAGGCGGCCGUGGCGGCCGUGGUGUCGGUUUUGAUAUUCCGGAACCCCGUGACGGUGAUGGGGAUGACCGGGUUCGCGGUGACCAUCAUGGGCGUGGUGCUUUACAGCGAGGCCAAGAAGAGAUCCAAAGUUACAACUCAUUGACACAAAGAAAGAAUAAAGAUUUUUCACACAUUCAUUUUGACUCUACCACCAGAAAUUCGGGAAGAGAAAUUGGAUCAAAGUAAGAUGCGAAUGGGAGUGUAUAGGAUGGUGGAGAAAGGGAGAAAAGAUAUGCUCUUUGUCUGCUUUUUUUUCUUUUAAUUGUUGUUGAUAGGGUAUAGCAGAGAAUAUGUAUGUUUUCUCUUUCACUUUACCCCGUGUGUAACUUUAUGAAAUACCCUGCAAUUGGACUCAUACAAUUCUGAUAUCAAUCUUAGUGUACUUUGUUGGGGAGGAAAAUAUCUCUUCCAAUUCAAUUUUAAGAACUCAA